CAGUCACCACACCAUGUGGACACAACUUCUGUAAAAACUGCAUCACUGAACACUGGAACCGUAAUGACCAGUACCUGUGUCCCAUCUGUAAAGAGGUUUUCAACAUAAGACCUGACUUGGGGGUCAACAAAUUGCUCUCUGAGAUGGUUUCUCAGUUCAGACAGGAAGCUCAACAGAAAGCCAGCAGCAGCAGCUCAGAGCAACAAGCUGCCAAACCAGGAGAAGUUCCCUGUGACGUCUGUACUGGAACCAAACUGAAGGCCCUGAAGUCCUGUCUGGUGUGUCUGACCUCCUACUGUGAGACUCACCUGGAGCCUCAUCUGACAAUGUCAGGUCUGAAAAGACAUCAGCUGAUCAACCCUGUGGAGAACCUGGAAGACAGGAUGUGUAUGAAGCACGAUAAACCUCUGGAGCUGUUCUGUAAGACCGACCAGACAUGUGUCUGCAUGCUCUGCUCUGUUUUAGACCACAAGACACAUGAGUUUGUUCCUCUGAAAGAAGAAUAUGAAGGAAAGAAGGCAGAGCUGGAGAAGACAGAGGCUGAAAUUCAGCAGAUGAUCCAGAAGAGACGACUGAAGAUUCAAGAGAUCAAACACUCAGUUGACCUCAGUAAGGAAGAUGCAAACAGAGAGAAAGCAGAAGGUGUUCAGGUCUUCAUCGCUCUGAAGGAGUCUGUUGAGAGAAGCCUGAAUGAGCUCAUUGAGACGAUUGAAGAGAAGCAAAGAACGACAGAGAAACAGGCUGAAGACUUCAUCAAAGAGCUGGAACAGGAAAUCUCUGAGCUGAUGAAGAGAAACUCUGAGGUGCAGCAGCUCUCACGCUCUGAAGACCACCUCCACCUCCUCCAAAACAUCCUGUCCCUGAAAGCUGCUCCACCCACCAAAGACUGGACAGAGGUCAGUGUCCGUCCACCAUCAUAUGAGGGGACUGUGGUGAGAGCUGUGACUCAGCUGGAGGAGACGCUCAGUAAAGAGGUGAAGAAGCUGUUUGAGGUUGGGCUGAAGAGGGUCCAGCAGUAUGCAGUGGAUGUGACUCUUGAUCCUGAUACAGCACAUCCUGAACUCAUCCUGUCUGAUGAUGAGAAACAAGUAAAUCAUGGUGAUGUGAAGAAGAAUCUCCCAGACAACCCAGAGAGAUUUUCUAUAAAUCCCUGUGUGUUAGGAAAGCAGAGUUUCUCUUCAGGCAGAUUUUACUUUGAGGUUCAGGUUCAAGGGAAGACUAAAUGGGAUUUAGGAGUGGUCAGAGAGUCAAUCAACAGGAAAGAAAAUAUCCCACUGCAGCCUCAUAAUGGUUUCUGGACAAUAUGGUUGAGAAAUGGAAACGAGUACAAAGCUCUUGCUGACCCUCCAGUCCAUCUCUCUCUGAAGUCUCAGCCUCAGAAGGUGGGGGUGUUUGUGGAUUAUGAGGAGGGUCUGGUCUCCUUUUAUGACAUAGAUGCUGCAGCUCUUAUCUACUCCUUUACUGGCUGCUCCUUCACUGAGAAACUCUACCCAUACUUCAGUCCCUGUAUUAAUGAUGGUGGUAAAAACUCCGCCCCUCUGAUCAUCUGUCCUGUCAAUCAAACUGCCUGAGUCAAUAUCAGGAUGCUGAUGGAUUAGAGCCAAAAUUUACUUGAGCUUUAAUAAUAUUAAUUUAUUAAUGACCUAUUAUAUAAAUAAUGUUUAAUAAAUUUACCACAAGUGACCCAUUGCUUUAUCUCCUAUGCACCUGCCUGUGAGGUGAACUACUUGAUAUACAGUUAGCUAGUUUAGUCCAGUGGUUCCCAA
Thunnus maccoyii (southern bluefin tuna) is the source of this 1766-nucleotide messenger RNA. Its product is annotated as E3 ubiquitin-protein ligase TRIM21-like. Lineage: Eukaryota; Metazoa; Chordata; Actinopteri; Scombriformes; Scombridae. The transcript has a single exon. Gene Ontology annotation, molecular function: zinc ion binding; protein binding. The record is from RefSeq and is a predicted model, not a curated record. The coding region runs from base 144 to 1571 and encodes 475 amino acids.